AUGAAAGCUAGCGAAAAAAGACAUGAUGCAACACUUAGAGAUCAACAAGCAUUUAUUUUGAGCAUACACACACAAGUUGGUCAUUUAACAAAACUUGUACAAGAAAAGCUAUUAGAUCUUCUUUCAAGAAAAGUUUAUUCAAUCCAUAUGGCUCAAGACAUGGACGCUGAUAGAGAAGAAGAAGAUGAAUUUCCGUAUCAACCACCUCUUUCUUUCCUAUCUUGUGCCAGAGAAAAUCUAGUGAAGCAAGGAAACACAAUGUUCAUGCAACAUAAAGAACUUAAAGAGAAACUGGAAAAAGAAGAAAAGCAUUUGAAACCUCUAAUGUCAACGCCAAUGAUUUUUGAGGUGUUUGCUUUUACAAGGCCACCAGAUCAAGUCACAAAGGUAGUUGAAGAAAAAGAAGAAGAAUAUGAUGAGCCUCAUUUUGACAAGAGAAACCCGGAAAGAGAUAAGACAAAAGCUAAAGACAUGGGAAUGAGGAAAGAGCCCAAGCGAAAGCACAAAGAAGAUGUCAACCCGACAAUGUAA
This is a messenger RNA of Lactuca saligna, 531 nucleotides long. The record is from the annotation of a GenBank genome assembly. Lineage: Eukaryota; Viridiplantae; Streptophyta; Magnoliopsida; Asterales; Asteraceae.